AUGUCAUCAGAUACUACAUGCCAAGGUAAGAGUUUAUGGCCAGAGCUUUUAGGAGCAGAGGGGAAGGUCGCUGCUGCGACGAUUGAGAGAGAAAACCCUCGUGUUGAAGCAAUAAUUGUGCCAGAAGGAUCAAUGGUCAUUCUGGACUUUCGCUGUGAUAGGGUUUGGGUUUGGGUUGAUGAAAAAGGCAUUGUUUUUCAAGUCCCUGGAAUUGGUUAA
Molecule: messenger RNA, 219 nt
Organism: Dovyalis caffra
Lineage: Eukaryota; Viridiplantae; Streptophyta; Magnoliopsida; Malpighiales; Salicaceae
Source: the annotation of a GenBank genome assembly